Leptopilina boulardi is the source of this 3311-nucleotide messenger RNA. Its product is annotated as E3 ubiquitin-protein ligase TRIM37-like. The transcript is spliced from 16 exons. Gene Ontology annotation, cellular component: peroxisome; aggresome. The record is from RefSeq and is a predicted model, not a curated record. Gene Ontology annotation, molecular function: ubiquitin protein ligase binding; ubiquitin protein ligase activity; tumor necrosis factor receptor binding. Bases 273 to 3206 code for a protein of 977 amino acids. Lineage: Eukaryota; Metazoa; Arthropoda; Insecta; Hymenoptera; Figitidae. Gene Ontology annotation, biological process: protein autoubiquitination; negative regulation of centriole replication.
UCUUGCAUCUGUCAAAUUGUAUAUCGUAAAUGAAUGCAAAAAAAAAGAAGUUGUUUUUUUUUCACUAGUCACCAACAAAACGUUCUCUAUAUUUUAGUGCAAUAAAUUUAAAUAAAAUCACUGACAUAAAAAUGUAAAUUAAUUAUUUAAAAAUUUCUAAUUGCAAGCACAACAAAACACUAUAUUAAUUUUAUAUAUAUAUAUAUAUAUAUAUAUAUAUAUAUAUAUACUUUAAAAAUCAAUAGUAAAAAAAAAUAAUUUAUACUUCAAUCAUGGCAAAUCGUGAGACUUUUAUUAAUUCAAAAACUUCCGAAGAUCAUAGCGUCGAGACAUUGGCUGAGGUGUUUCGCUGUUUUAUUUGCAUGGAAAAACUUCGAGAUGCGCAUCUUUGUCCACAUUGUAGCAAACUUUGUUGUUACACCUGCAUCCGACGAUGGCUUACUGAGCAACGUUCUCAAUGUCCUCAUUGUCGAGCGUCUCUUCAUCUUCAUGAACUAGUAAAUUGUCGUUGGGUUGAAGAAGUUACACAACAACUCGACACACUACAAUCCGUUGGAAUUUCAAAUUCUCGUCCCGACGAUUGCAUUAGAGACAGAUGUACGGUGCAUCAGGAAAAAUUAUCAGUCUUUUGUUGGACAUGUCGACGAUGUAUUUGCCAUCAAUGUGCUUUAUGGGGUGGCACUCAUUCUGGACACACAUUCAAACCACUGGAAGAAGUUUAUGAGGAUCACGUCACACAAAUCAAAACCGAAGUUAGACAAUUAAAACGAAGACUCAUGGAACUUAUAAGUCUCGUUCAAGAAGUGGAGAGAAAUGUUGAAUCCGUGAGAGCAGCAAAGGAUGAAAGAGUUCGUGAAAUUCGCAAUGCCGUCGAAUUGAUGAUAGCGAGAUUGGAUUCACAAUUAAAAGCAAAAUUAUUAACUCUAAUGGGUCAGAAAAAUUCUCUAACCCUAGAGACUGAACAACUUGAGGCGUUACUACAAGAAGUUGAACAUCAAUUGCAUACAUGUACACGUUCUGAGCUUAUAAUCAAAAGUUCCGAUCUCUCUGGAAUGAUUAAUCAGGUUCGAAAGAAGCCUAUGACAAGUUUUGUUACUGCUCCAGUUCCCGCCGAUUUUCACAGCGAAAUUGUUCCUGGCUAUGAUAGUGCAACAUUUGCGAUGCAAAAUUUCACACAAUUACAAUUAAAAGCGGAUCCCGUUUAUUCGGCGCCAUUACAUAUUAAUGGAUUGUGCUGGAGACUCAAAGUUUAUCCAGAUGGAAAUGGUGUUGUACGGGGAAAUUAUUUGUCCGUUUUUUUGGAAUUAAGCGCCGGUUUGCCAGAAACUUCUAAAUAUGAAUAUAGAGUUGAAAUGAUUCAUCAGGGUUCGCAAGAUACAAGUAAAAAUAUUGUACGAGAAUUUGCAUCCGAUUUUGAAAUUGGUGAAUGUUGGGGAUACAAUCGUUUUUUUCGAUUGAAUUUACUUGCGACUGAGGGUUAUUUAAAUACCGAAUUGGAUACAUUAAUUCUUAGGUUUCAAGUACGUCCACCAACGUUUUAUCAACGUUGUCGAGAUCAACAAUGGUACAUUAGUCAAUUAGUAACUCUUCAAAAUCAAUACGCAACGCAAAUAAACGAACUCAAAGAGCGAUUGGCGAUUGAAAUUUCAAGAAAUACAGUAACUGCAACGAGAGCCUCGAGUGGACCUGCACUUAAUAGUCCUUCUUCGGGAGGAAAUGUGAUUUCUCUAACGCAACAAACACAAGGUUCUGGAGAUUUAACAUUUGCCUCUGGUCUCAUGAGAAACGUUGAUUUUUCAACUCCCACUAGAUCGGUGCAAAAUAUUUUAGGUAACGUAAAUCAAACUGGUGUUCUUAUUGAAAAUCAAUUAUUAUCAUUAUGUGAGCCAGGAAAUCUUAAUAUUCGUCCAAUUGGCUCAACGACAACAUUAUCCUCCGUUUCGUCAAAAACAAGUGCAAAGCAAACAAUUAAUUGUUCCACUGAUUCUCCAACGGAUGUUGAAAAAAAUAACGAUAGAUCUGCCGGUGAUUCUCAAAUAGCUGGAAUUAGAUCUCCUUUAACUUCGCAUUCUCCUUCAAUUCAUAAUCAACAAAUUAAUGUCUCCUCUAGUAGUAGUAGCAGUGAAUAUGAGGAAAUUAGCGAACACGAUAUUUAUUUAGAUGAAUGCGAUAAUAAUGAGCCGAAUCUCACUCUUCUCGAUGAUAAUUCCAAUGAUGAAAAUGACGUUGAUGACGAAACAAUGUCAGGUGAAAAUGAUGUUGAAGAUGCUGAAACAUUGAUUCCCUGGAUGAUUAAUAAAAAGGGAAAACAUUCAGAAAAUGUUGAUAUUAGUGAAGAAAAUUGCAGGUCACAAGGCAACGAUAGUCAAAAGCAAAAAUUAAUGUUGAUGCAAUUAUUCAAGAUGCAAAAUAGAAAUUGGUUAUUUCAAGGUCCACUUUAUUUGAAUCGUGUUUUGGAGGAUCCAUUGCAAGAGCAGGAGAAAUAUUUGUCGAAAAUUGUCAAAGUUGAAAACAAAUGGCAAAGUCAAGCGGAACUUGAUUCAUCGCCAGGCAAACAAAAUUCAACAUCAUUUGCGCCACUUUGUAAUAUGAUGAGAUCAAGUCGUUUGGCUAAUAUUUGCCAAUCGGAAAAUGCUGGCAUUCUUUUGCCUUGUCAUCAAACUAAAUCGGAACCAGUAACGAGAUCUAAUUCUAUUGAUUGUGACAAAGGCUUUCCCGAUUUGCUUCUCAGGACGGAGUCGAGAAAAAAUGAUCGAGACGCUACAGAAUUACUUGAUCUCACAAUUCCCAGCGUAGUUUUGACUGACAAGGAAAGUCCAAUGCACUCAACUGCAAGACGUUUGUCAUCGCCACUAACAACAAAUUUAAAUUUAGAACCUGAAAACAGUGAAAUUUUCGAGUUUAAACAAUUACUCGAUACAAUUCAAUUUUCUUCAUUACCACAAAAAGACACCAAAUCAGGAAUCACCAAAAAAAAAAAAAAUUGCUUACAAAAAAGGCCAAUUUUCUUGCCAAAAUUUGAUGAUCAAGCUCCAUGUAGAUCUCCGUCCGAUAAUAUUGAGUGCAUUCCACAUUCGAGUAAUUUUAGUUGGGUGCCACCUUUAUUUCAACACGCACACGGUUCCGAUUCAUCUCCAAGUUCUUCCAGUCACGCAUCAAAUAUAACUAGUCCUACUAAGACUCUUAAGGACAUGAACUCACCGUGAUAUAAAUAUUUAAUCUAAGAUCUCGAAAAAAAAAAUUAUUCGCAUUUGUAAAUACAUAAAAAGAUCAAAGAUCAUUUUCUAAAAGAAAUUUCUAAAAUUUUUAAA